AUGUCCGACGAAGAAUUGGAUAUCAGUGCUGCACUCAACAACAAACAGACACCAGCCAAAAAAACGCGUAAACGCAAAUCACCUUCGAAAGAAGAAACGGAAAGUCCGGAGAAAAAUGAGUUUCCAUCUGUGUUCGGAGCAAUGGGAACUCCAAUGGCAAAGAUUGAAAACGAGAAAGAAUGGGAUGAAUGGAAGGAGAAAGAGCUGGAGAAAGUGAGAAGACAGUGGAAGAGAUAUUUGAGAUCAAAGUGGGAUCUCGAGAAGGACAAGCUGCCAAAGAAAUCGGAAUCAAGUCAUUUGUUGGGAAGAUACGAGCAUAUGGCAAAUGUCAAAAAAGCUCAGGAGGAAAUUACUGAAGGUUUGGAGGCAAUCAAUGAAAUGAACUUCAACGUGGGAGUAGGAAAAGCUAUCAAUAUCCAGGUCAAUGGAAAAGACGUCCCAAAGAAGAAAACCAAAAAGUUUGCAGCUGCAGUUGAGAAGGCUCUGAAAGAAAUGGGAAAUCCAAAUAUUGAAGAUAUGUUCAACGAUGAUAUGGACGAGGAAGAAGCACGAGCAGAGGCGGAGUAUGAGAGAAAAAGAGCAGCUAAAGCGAUGAAAUUGAGAGAGGAGGAACAUGAAUUCUUCCCAUGGGAAGAGUACACUGAAGAGAUGCAAGACUUGGGAAAGACUGACAAAAUCUCUGAGGAUCACUAUAAGAAGUGGCUUGAGAAGAAGAUUGAGGAAAACAAAGUGAGCCCCAAGUUCAACCGAUACCAAUUAGAUCUCAUUUGUCUCGAUAAAGAUGCCUUCAACAACAAAAAAUCGUUGAAGAGUGUCGUGAAAAGCGUCCAAAACUUCUACAAGAAGAUGCGCAGAUCGAAGAAAGACUGA
Messenger RNA from Caenorhabditis briggsae, 870 nucleotides. RefSeq names its product Protein CBR-SPE-11 (gene Cbr-spe-11). The record is from RefSeq and is a predicted model, not a curated record. Bases 1 to 870 code for a protein of 289 amino acids. Lineage: Eukaryota; Metazoa; Nematoda; Chromadorea; Rhabditida; Rhabditidae. The transcript is spliced from 7 exons.